Molecule: messenger RNA, 1055 nt
Organism: Vigna umbellata (rice bean)
Lineage: Eukaryota; Viridiplantae; Streptophyta; Magnoliopsida; Fabales; Fabaceae
Product: GDSL esterase/lipase WDL1-like
Source: RefSeq, a predicted model, not a curated record
GGCUCUUUAACCAGUGUGUUACGGAACCUCCCAACCAUUCAAUGCUUUGGCUCAAUAAGAACCAACACGUUCAAUCAAUAUAAAUCUGAGUCUUGGGGUUCGGAUCUGUUCCAAUUUCAUCCAAGACGGAGAAAAUAAGAAGAGAUGGUGGGACCAGCAAGACCCUUGUUCGUCCUCUUUGGUUCUUCCAUUGUUCAGCUCAGCUAUUCCCAGCAAGGUUGGGGCGCCAUUCUUGCUCACUUGUAUGCUCGUAAGGCGGAUGUAAUUCUGCGAGGAUACUCUGGCUGGAACUCAAGGCGUGCUGUGCAAGUUCUGGAUGAAAUUUUCCCAAAGAAUGCCUCCGAGCAACCAUCAUUGGUUAUUGUGUACUUUGGUGGUAAUGAUUCUCUUCUUCCUCAUCCAAGUGGCCGUGGUCAACAUGUACCUCUCCAAGAAUACAUAGAAAAUAUGAGAAAGAUAGGUACCCAUCUGAAGAGCCUUUCAAAGAAGACUCGCAUCAUAUUUCUCACUGCACCUCCGGUCAAUGAGGCACACCUUACUGGAUACAGUGUGCUACCGGGGCAGCAAUUAAGGACAAACGAAUCUUGUCGAAUAUACUCAGAAGCGUGUUUGGAGCUGUGCCGUGAGAUGAAUAUCAAUGCCAUUGAUCUGUGGACUUUACUCCAGAACAGGGAUGACUGGAGAGAUGUUUACUUCACGGAGGAUGGAAUUCAUCUUUCUGCUGAGGGGAGCCAUGUGGUUGUAAAAGAGAUAUUGAAGAUGAUCAAAGAAGCAGAAUGGGAACCAAGCCUGCAAUGGAGGUCAAUGCCAACCGAAUAUGGAGAAGAUUCACCUUAUGAUCCAAUUGGCCCUGAUGGAAGCAAUGUGAAUGUCUCCAACUGGACCUUCCUUGAAACUAUGCAAUGGGAAUAGAGUUGUCUGCCCCAGUUCUUAGAAUCCUUGAAGCAAUAAUCACAUAAUAACAGGAAAUAAGAACCACAUGUCUACAUCAUUUAUCACUGGAUUUUCUCACCUUGAGUGGAAUGAAAUAGUGACUAUAUAUGCACUUUGAUUGA